Molecule: messenger RNA, 2783 nt
Organism: Myxozyma melibiosi
Lineage: Eukaryota; Fungi; Ascomycota; Lipomycetes; Lipomycetales; Lipomycetaceae
Product: WD40-repeat-containing domain protein
Exons: 5
Coding region: 141-2729 (862 amino acids)
Biological process (GO): ribosomal small subunit assembly; maturation of SSU-rRNA from tricistronic rRNA transcript (SSU-rRNA, 5.8S rRNA, LSU-rRNA)
Cellular component (GO): small-subunit processome; Pwp2p-containing subcomplex of 90S preribosome
Molecular function (GO): protein binding
Source: RefSeq, a predicted model, not a curated record
UUCAAACUUUACUUUCUUCCUCUCGAAGAAGAAAAAUAAUCAGGGCAUACUACUUCUUGGAUCCAGAUUCGUGCUGGUAGAAGUAUAUAGCUUGUGUAUAUACAUUCGAUAUAGGCGCUGGUUAAGACUACACAGGCACGAUGAAGACUGAAUUCAAGUUUUCGAAUUUGCUGGGAACAGUGUAUCGACAGGGAAACCUGGUGUUUACGCCUGACGGAACUAGUAUUCUCAGUCCGGUUGGUAACAGAGUCAGUUGUUUUGACUUGGUGAAUAAUAAAUCAUUCACAUUCAGCUAUGAGCAUCGCAAGAAUAUUGCCAGGGUCGCGUUAAGUCCGCAGUCAACGCUUCUUCUCUCGGUCGACGAAGACGGCCGCGGAAUUCUCGUAAACUACGUCCGACGAACGGUGCUGCACCACUUCAACUUCAAAAACAAAGUCACCGAUCUCCAGUUCUCGCCCGACGGGAAAUACAUCUCAGUCACGACGCCCGGCCACAUCGAGCUCUGGCGCACGCCCGACUACAGACAAGACCGCCAGUUUGCGCCGUUCAUCCGACAUCGCGUGUACACUGGCCACCACGGCGACAUCACCUCGCUGACCUGGUCUAGAGAUGGGAGGUUUUUCCUUACCACGUCAAAGGAUUUGACGAGUAGGGUGUACUCUGUGUUGUCGGAGGAUGCCGUCGCGGCUACCGUGUUGGCCGGGCACAAGGAUGUCGUCGUUGGAGCGUACUUUAGCGCCGACCAGGAGACUAUCUAUACUGUUAGCAGGGACGGUGCUCUGUUCACCUGGAAAUACCAGAUCCCAGGGUUCAAACAAGACGACGACUCCGACUCCGAGAUGGACCUCGACGAGUCGCUGAUGCGCUGGACAAUCACCAAGCGCGACUACUUCCACCAGGAAGCCAAGCUGCGGUGCGCCGCCUUCCACCCCGACACAAACAUGCUCGUCGUCGGCUUCUCGAGCGGCAUGUUUAUGAUCCACGAGCUGCCAGAGUUCAACAUGAUCCACCAGCUCAGCAUAUCGCAGCACGACAUCGAUUUCGUGACGAUAAACAAAACAGGCGAAUGGCUCGCGUUCGGCGCCGCGAAACUCGGACAGCUGCUGGUGUGGGAGUGGCAGUCAGAGUCGUACAUCCUCAAGCAGCAGGGCCACUACGACGCAAUCAACUGCCUCGUCUACUCCCCCGACGGAAGCAAAAUCAUCACCGGCGCGGACGACGGCAAGAUCAAAGUCUGGGACGCGACCUCGGGCUUCGCGCUCGUCACCUUCACAGAGCACAGCUCGGCCGUCACCGCGCUCGAGUUCUCCAAGCGCGGAAGCAACAGCGUCUUGUUCUCGUCCUCGCUCGACGGCUCGAUCCGCGCCUGGGACCUCAUCCGCUACCGCAACUUCCGCACCUUCACCGCGCCGCAGCGCAUCCAGUUCUCGUGCCUCGCCGUCGAUCCCAGCGGCGAGAUCGUCUGCGCGGGCUCGCUCGACGACUUUGAGGUCCACCUGUGGUCCGUCCAGACCGGCCAGCUGCUCGACCGACUCGCGGGCCACGAAGGUCCUGUGUCGUGCCUGUCCUUCGCUGAAGACGGCAGCACGCUCGCGAGCGCGAGCUGGGACCGCACGGUCCGCAUCUGGGACAUUUUCAGCCGUCACGGCUCGGUCGAGCCGUUCGAGCAGCAAUCCGACGUGCUCGCAAUCACGCUUCGGCCUGAUUCGAAGCAGGUCGCGGUCGCGACUCUCGACGGCCAGAUCUCGAUCUGGGACGUCGGACUGGGCAAACAGGUCGGUCUGAUUGACGGCCGAAACGACGUCUCUGGCGGGCGCUACACCGAGGACAGGUUCUCGGCCAAGAACUCGGCGCGGUCAAAGAGUUUCCGCACGCUGAGCUACAACUCUGACGGGAGCUGUCUGCUCGCGGGCGGCAAUAGCAAGUACAUCUGCCUGUACGAUAUCGACAACGAGGUGCUGCUGCGGAAAUAUACAAUCUCGCGCAACAUGAGCCUCGAAGGCACGCUCGACUUCCUCAACAGCAAAAACAUGACCGAGGCCGGUCCGCUCGCGAUGAUUGACGUCGACGGCGAAAACUCGGAUCUCGAAGACCGCAUCGAUAAAACUCUUCCCGGCGCGUCGCGCGGCGACCUGGCCGCGCGCAAGACGCGGCCUGCGAUUCGCACGACGUCGAUCCGGUUCGCGCCCACGGGCCGCUCGUUCGCUGCGUCAUCGACCGAGGGCUUGCUGAUAUACUCUGUCGACGACGAGUUCUACUUUGACCCCUUUGACCUGGACGUCGACGUGACGCCCGCUGCCGCGCUUGCCGCGCUCAGAAAGGAGCACGACUACCUCAAGGCGCUGGUGAUGGCCUUCCGGCUCAACGAGCAGUACCUGAUCCACCAAAUCGUCGAGUCCGUUGCGGCGCGCGACAUCUCGAUCGUCGCCCGCCGCGUGCCGGUCGUGUAUCUCGCGCAGCUGCUGCGGUUCGUGGCCACGACGAUGGAGGACUCGCCGCACGUCGAGUUUUACCUGCGCUGGAUCGACGCGCUGCUGACCUCGCACGGCUUGUUUCUGAAAUCGCACAGGAUCGAGUUCGCGGCUGAGAUCAGGGCGGUGCAGAAGGUGGUCGGGAGGGUGCAGAAGGAGAUUGUGAAGGUGUCGGAUGAGAAUAUGUAUCUUUUGCAGUACUUGAUUCAGGAGAAGGAGGUUUUGGACGGAUACGACAGUUUAAUGAUUGAGAAUUAGAGUGGUUAAGAGUUUGUUUAGAUUGUAAUAUAGCCAGCAAAAGUUAUCAACAAU